Molecule: messenger RNA, 6006 nt
Organism: Myxocyprinus asiaticus (Chinese sucker)
Lineage: Eukaryota; Metazoa; Chordata; Actinopteri; Cypriniformes; Catostomidae
Product: glutamate decarboxylase 1-like
Exons: 15
Coding region: 44-1660 (538 amino acids)
Biological process (GO): carboxylic acid metabolic process
Cellular component (GO): cytoplasm
Molecular function (GO): pyridoxal phosphate binding; carboxy-lyase activity
Source: RefSeq, a predicted model, not a curated record
UAACAAUCUACAACAGUGGAUGACUCGAUGAACAGGAAACAUUAUGGAGCUCAAACAAGCUGAUGAGCAGCAUUUAGGCAAGAGCAAACAGGACAGAAGUUCUAUAGGAAACACCGAUGACGGCCUGAAAUAUAAUAGUGGGCGCGUAGCCUAUGACUUCAGCUGCAUCCAUAGCAAAGAUCUGCUCCCAGCUGAGGAUGGAGAGGAGGCAACUAAGCAUUUCCUGGAGGAGCUGGUAAACAUUUUGCUGGCCUACAUCACUAAAUCCCAGAAACGCAGCUCCAAAGUUCUGGACUUCCAUUAUCCUCACCAGCUUAAAGAAGGUCUGGAGGGAUUCAGCCUGGAGCUCCCUGACCAGCCAGAUAAUCUUGAGCAAAUACUGGUGGAUUGCAGAGACACACUGAAAUAUGGAGUUAAAACAGGUCAUCCUAGGUUUUUCAACCAGCUGUCAACUGGACUUGACAUCAUUGGUCUGGCCGGAGAAUGGUUGACGUCCACAGCAAACACAAACAUGUUUACUUAUGAAAUAUCCCCAGCCUUUAUACUAAUGGAGGAGGUAAUUCUGAGAAAAAUGCAUACAAUUAUUGGAUGGCCUGAGGAGGACGGAGAUGGCAUCUUUUGUCCAGGAGGUACCAUGUCCAAUCUGUACAGUGUGUUGUUGGCUCGGUUCCAUUUCUUCCCGGCGGUGAAGACCCAUGGGAUGUGCGCCAUUCCUCGCCUGGCACUGUUCACCUCUGCGCAUAGUCAUUAUUCAAUCAAGAAGUCUGCAACGGUCCUCGGAAUUGGCUCUGAAAACGUUAUUGUCAUCAAAUGUGAUGAAAGGGGGAAAAUGAUCUCAUCAGAACUGAACUUCAGCAUUGAUGCAGCAAAGGCGAAGGGUCUGGUCCCAUUCUAUGUCAAUGCAACUGCAGGAACCACAGUCUAUGGAGCUUUUGAUCCUCUAAAUGAAAUUGCAGACAUAUGUGAACACCAUGGCCUAUGGAUGCAUGUGGAUGCUGCCUGGGGUGGUGGUUUGCUCAUGUCCAACAAGCACCGUGUAAAACUGCAAGGAAUUGAAAGGGCUGAUUCUGUUACCUGGAACCCCCACAAAAUGAUGGGUGUCCCAUUGCAGUGUUCAGCCAUUCUGGUAAAGAGGAAGGGCCUCCUGCUGGAGUGCAAUCAAUUGUGUGCCGAGUAUCUCUUCCAACCUGACAAGCAGUAUGAUGUGUCCUAUGACACCGGAGACAAAAGCAUUCAGUGUGGAAGGCAUGUGGAUGUCUUCAAACUGUGGCUCAUGUGGAAGGCGAAGGGCUCGGAGGGUUUUGAAGCACAGGUCAACCACUGCCUUGAAAAUGCAGAGUAUCUUUACAACAAGCUGAAGAGGAGAACAGAUUUUAAACUUGUCUUCAAAGCAAAACCCGAACACAGCAAUGUCUGCUUUUGGUAUCUCCCAAAACGAAUGCAAAACUUUCCUCCUGGCCCAGAGCGAGACAAAGAACUUAAUAUGGUGGCUCCAAAAAUCAAGGCAAAGAUGAUGGAGGAAGGAUUUGCAAUGAUUGGCUAUCAACCUCUCGAAGAUAAAGUGAAUUUCUUCCGUUGCGUUUUCUCCAACGCAGCUACCCAGAGGGAGGACGUAGACUUCCUAUUAGAUGAAAUUGCUCGUCUGGGCUGUACACUCUAAAUCUGCCAGAGAACGAUUUCACUCCUGUGUGGGGAAAGUAUGCAGGAUAAAUAAACUCAGCAAAAAAAGAAACAUCCUCUCACUUUCAACUGCUAUUUUUACGUUAAUUUUCAGCAAACUUAACGUGUAAAUAUUUGUAUGAACAUAAAAAGAUUCAACAACUAGGACAUAAACUGAACAAGUUUCACAGACAUGGAAUAAUGUGUCCCUGAACAAAGGGGGGUUCAAAAUCAAAAGUAACAAUCAGUAUCUGGUGUGGCCACCAGCUGCAUUAAGUACUGCAGUGCAUCUCCUCCUCAUGGACUGCACCAGAUUUGCCAGUUCUUGCUGUGAGAUGUUACCCCACUCUUCCACCAAGGCACUUGCAAGUUCCCGGACAUUUCUGGGGGGAAUGGCCCUAGCCCUCACCCUCCGAUCCAACAGGUCCCAUACAUGCUCAGUGGGAUAGAGAUCCGGGCUCUUCGCUGGCCAUGGCAGAACACUGACAUUCCUGUCUUGCAGGAAAUUACACACAGAACAAGCAGUAUAGCUGGUGGCAUUGUCAUGCUGGAGGGUCAUGUCAGGAUGAGCCUGCAGGAAGGGUACCAUAUGAGGGAGGAGGAUGUCUUCCCUGUAACGAACAGCGUUGAGAUUGCCUGCAAUGACAACAAGCUCAGUCCGAUGAUGACACACCACCCCAGACCAUGACGGUCCCUCCACCUCCAAAUCGAUCCCGCUCCAGAGUACAGGCCUCGGUGUAACGCUCAUUCCUUCGAUAAACGCAAGUCCGACCAUCACCCCUGGUGAGACAAAACCAUUACUUGUUAGUGAAGAGCACUUUUUGCCAGUCCUGUUUUGUCCAGCGAAGGUGGGUUUGUGCCCAUAGGCGACGUUGUUGCCGGUGAUGUCUGGUAAGGACCUGCCUUACAACAGGCCUACAAGCCCACAGUCCAGCAUCUCUCAGCCUAUUGCGGACCGUCUGAGCACUGAUGGAGGGAUUGUGCGUUCCUGGUGUAACUCAGGCAGUUGUUUUUGCCAUCCUGUACCUGUCCUGCAGGUGUGAUAUUCGGAUGUACCGAUCCGGUGCAGGUGUUGUUGCACGUGCCACUGCGAGGACGAUCAGCUGUCCUUCCUGUCUCCCUGUAGCACUGUCUUAGGCAUCUCACAGUACGGACAUUGCAAUUUAUUGCCCUGGCCACAUCUGCAGUCCUCAUGCCUCCAUGCAGCAUGUCUAAGGCACAUUCACGCAGAUGAGCAGGGACCCUGGGCAUCUUUCUUUUGGUGUUUUUCAGAGUCAGUAGAAAGGUCUCUUUAGUGUCCUAAGUUUGUGACCUUAAUUGCCUACCGUCUGUAAGCUGUUAGUGUCUUAACAACCAUUCCACAGGUGCAUGUUCAUUAAUUGUUUACGGCUCACUGAACAAGCAUGGAAAACAUUGUUUAAACCCUUUACAAUAAAGAUUUGUAAAGUUAUUUGGAUUUUUACAAAAUUAUCUUUAAAAUACAGUGUCCUGAAAAAGGGACAUUUCUUUUUUCUUGCUGAGUUUAUUUAAUGGCUUUUUAUUUAAUGUCUUCUUUCUGUAUGUCUCUGAUAGCAGCUGACAUUAUACUGUAUGUUCUGUGAGAAGAAUUUACUUUUUCUUUUUGUUUUUUUUUUUUUGACUUUAUAUAUUAAGAAGGAAUUAUUGAUGGUUUAUUAUUUGUGGAGGUAAACAUAGUGUGGUAUAAAAGUCAUCCUCACUACCACUGAUCUUGUAGCUCAUGACAGAUAAACCUGUUAAUAUAUCAAUUACAUUUGAAAAGCAGAGUUGAUGUACUGUACAAACUCAGUGUGUUCUUGAAGUGGAAGCUUGAAUUACUUACAGUAGGACUUAAAUGGCGUGAGAUAGCUCUAUUGUUUUGCAGUCUACUAGUGCCUUCUGCUGGAGAGUUGUUCUAAUGUCGGGAGCUUCUACAUUGUUCAAGUGUCAAAGUAAUUUUUUUCCUUCAAUUAUGAGACUGUACUGAAACACUGUAGAGGAGUAACAUAUUUAAGCAUAAGUAUAGUAUAUUCUUAUAGAAUAUAAACAAUAAAUGUUAACUUAAACUUCAAUUCUGAUUUAAUUUAAUUUAUUACAGUCGAUGUGCUUAAAUCAAAUAGCACUUUUUUUUUCUGCUUUUGAAUUUUCUCAGCUUUUUGGUUCUUCACGCUUGCCUGUUUGUCCUUGAUAAAAGCAAUUUCAUGACAAAGUGACUUUAUUUAUUUAUUUGAAUACCACCUACUGUUCUAACCCCAUUACCACAGUAAUAAAAUUAUAUAGCAUGAAGGUCCCUCAGAAAAUUGGUUUCUUACCACAGAACAACCAGUAAAUUAUUCAUCCAUUAAUACACAAAAGACAUUUUAGAUGAAGACAGUCACCCAUUUUUACCCCUAGCUCCUUUUAUUGAUGGUAAUAUUUAUCCAUUUAUUUAUCAAAUCUAACUUUCAAAAGCAGAUGAAAACAUCCUUGUGCAGAUGACAUGAUUUGUGACUGUGUGACUGUGAAGAUGGAUUGUGUCAGUGUUGUGUGUUAAUGGCCUGUUAAAGCUCCCUUUGGAUAGGUGAUUUACUAAUGUUACAGAAAAGAACUCGUGUUCCAGCAUUUAGACAACACAAUCAAUCACGUACAGUGUGGCCUGACACUCUUGCAUGAUUUCAGCAAAUGUAUGCAGUUUUCUGUAGCAUGUUGACAGAUGCAGAAUGAGGUAAAUGAGGUGUGCUCUUUUGGCAUUUUUCUGUGAAUGGACGGAGCUCUAAAUAUGCAUACUAAUAUAUGUUUGAAUAUUAGAGAGCUUAAUGAUUGUCAUUUUUCUUAAAGGUAUAAUUCACCCAAAAAUUUAAAUUCUGUCCUUAUUUACUCUCCAUCAAACAAGGUUAUUAUAGCUUUAGGUUUUUAAUUUAGUUUUAAUUUUAAUUUAGUAUUCAAUUUCAAAUUAUUAUUUAGUUUAUAUUCAGUUAUUUUACCAAGGACUUACAAAUGUGGAGGUUCACUUUCACUGACCACUUUAUUAGGUACACCUACUUAUUCAUACGAUUAUUCAAUCAGUGUGGCAGCAGUGCAGUGCAUAAAAUCAUGCAGAUACGGAUCUGGACCUUCAGUUAAUGUUCACAUCAACCAUCAGAAUGGGGAAAAAUGUGAUCUCAGUGAUUUAGACUGUGGCAUGAUUGUUGGUGCCAGUCAGGCUGGUUUGAGCAUUUCUGUAGCUGCUGGUCUGGAAAAAAAAUCCAGUUGUACCUUUUGUCUGAAAAUCUCAUCUGAGGUAGUAUAGAUCAAGAAUUUAUUACCUAAAUUAGAUAUAUUCAAAUUAAAAAAUUAAUGAAAUGGAACACAUUUUAAAUUUGCAUAGUGCAGACACAAAAAUGAAAUAAAUGAUAUGUGCAGAUCAACAGCAACACAAACACUUUAUUUAUAGUGAGAGAAAUCUGUUAUUGAUCUGUAGUCAGACAACUUGCUGAUAACAUCAUUAAUAAUGUCUGUGGCACAAUGAUGUGAUGUGAUAAGGGUUUGUCAAUUAAAUGUCCUGGUGGCUGUGUUUCAAGGAGGCAGUGUCUGUUCAGAAUGGAAUAUUUGCUUCUUAGAAUACUGUAAACUACACUGUACUGCCUACUGCUCACUGUUAUAUAGUAAGUAAAGCAUUGGUAUUAUUCCACAAUACACAUUUUAAACAAUAGUUUUCUUGAUUGUUGUCAUGACCUCAUCAUGUUGCAUGUUUAUUGAACAAGUGCCAUUCAUUUAUCAUCCAAUUUUGUAUAUAAACGACUUAACAUUUGGCAGUUCAAUAAAAUAAUGAGUCAAGAAAAAUCCAGUUCACUUCCAGUUCAUUCAUCAUACUGAAAAUGGAAGGUCAAGUUAAGCGCAAUGUUGUGGAAUACAGUAUUCCACACAUUAAGCUCUGUCAUAUCCUCCUGAGACCUGAGUGUGACUGAUUUAUGCAUUUUUCCAUUUCCCUUUUUGAUUUGUAACUAGUAGCAAAUUGUCCACAUAUUUGGACAGCAGGAAUACAGCAAGUUAUACAAUUGUAAAUAAUACCAAGCUAUAGAAAGUCUUUAUUAAAGUGUUUAUUAUGUUUCCAGGAGUGUUGGUUAUUCAUGUUUUUGAGACGUUACAGACAUUAUAGCGGAUUUACUGUAAAGUUGCUUUGGAAUAAUGUGUAUUUGGAAAAGCACAAAUAAAAAACUACAAAUAAAAAUGAUUUGACUUAUGUUGCAGUGGGGUUUUUCUACUUUGGCAACAAAAUCUCAAUGUUUGCUCUUUGCACUGUCAAACAAACAAGUGAUAGCCAGUGCUGAAGCAUUUUACCAGUCAGAAAUAAGCAUAAUUAAUUCUGAUACAAGUAAUGGCCAUCAUCAU